Molecule: messenger RNA, 471 nt
Organism: Cooperia oncophora
Lineage: Eukaryota; Metazoa; Nematoda; Chromadorea; Rhabditida; Trichostrongylidae
Source: the annotation of a GenBank genome assembly
AUGCGUGCCCUGCAACGAACCAUUUUAGCCCUUCACGAAAGUGAUGAUGCCGCUCGUCCCAGUUCGUCCAGCAAGUCAUCGGACAAUCGCAGUGUUACUACACCCUCUGGCGGAGUUUCUCAAUCUGGAAGUGUCCCUGCUCUAACAGUAUCGGAUGCUACUACGACGUUCGAGCAAAUUCGUCGAGUACCAGGCAACGAAAGAUGUGCUGAUUGUGGGUCAGAGCAACCCAAAUGGGUCAGCAUCAACCUCGGAGUGGUGUUGUGUAUUGAAUGUUCCGGAGUUCAUCGGAGCCUUGGCGUCCAAACCUCAAAAGUCCGGUCAUUAACGAUGGAUUCGAUUGAUCCAGAGUUGAGGGACGUCCUUCUCAGUCUUGGAAACUCACAGGUGAAUGCUAUCUACUUAGCCUAUCUUCCUGACGAGGACGUUGUUCCUCCACCUGCUAUGGACAACUCAAGUCGGCAGGUAUGA